This is a messenger RNA of Closterium sp. Naga37s-1, 4053 nucleotides long. NCBI's taxonomy places the organism in Eukaryota, Viridiplantae, Streptophyta, Zygnematophyceae, Desmidiales, Closteriaceae. The record is from the annotation of a GenBank genome assembly.
AUGCAGGAAUCGAAAAAGGUAGAGACCGUAAUAGAAGAGGCAGACGCGAGAGCGAUCAGAACAGAAGAGGAUAAAACGGGAGAGACGAGAACGGAAGAGACUGGAGCAGGAGUGACUAGAAAGGAUGAUGCUACAACGGGAGAAGCUAAAAUGGAAGUGGAUGAAGCGAGAGAGGCUGAAGGGGGGAUGACUAUUACGGGAAAGGUUGAAGCGGGAGAGGCAGUAACGCAAGAGGUUAAAGAGGAAACUGCAACUGAGAAGGAUGAGGCGGGAGAGACGGAGAAUGCCAAACCGGAAGAGACGAAAACGGAAGAGGAUCUAGUGGAAGAGAUUAACAUGGAAGAGUCUGAACCGAGAGAGGCAGUGGAGGAGGACUCACCUUGGGAUCUGCUGGAUAUUCCGGCUGAAGGCGGGCCUGGAGGGAAUGAGAAGAACAACGGUAGCGCAGCUGCCGGUGGUGGUGGUGCUGCUGCUGCGCCCAAGGGACGUUCAGCAGCAUCACCGGCAUCCGGUGCGAGCAGGGCAAUGGGCGCUGACCUACUCAGAGCAGCUUGCGCCGAUCUCCUCGCCCAUAGUCCCCAACGCUCGCUGACCCUGCGCGAGCUACUCCCUGCGUUGAAGUCACUAAAUCGCUCUGACCUGGCGCCAGCUCUAGCGGAGGUGAUCGGCGCGCCGGAGGGCAGGAGUCGAGGUUCCGCGCACGAGGGGCGUCUGCGGAGCGUUCUGUCCGCAGAUUCGCGUUUUACGAUGCAGGGAACGGGGAAAUCGGUGAGCGUUGCGCUGGCGGCUGCGGAGAGUGACAGGGAAGAGGGGGAAGGCGCAGGCAAGCGGAAGAGAAAGACGGAACGUGAAGGAAAGCGCGGGGGAAAGGCGGACGGGGAGGCGGAGGUUGCCAGUCCAGGGAGGAAGAGGCGGAAGGGAGUUGGGGAGGAGAAGGGGGAGAACGCGGAAAAAGGCUCAGGGGAGAGGAAACGGAGGAAAAGUACUGGAGCAGGGAAAAUCACGGAAGACGAGGAACGGAAAGAGGGAGCUGAAGAGAGCAAGAGCACGAGUCGCAUGUGCCAUCAGUGCCAGCGCAACGACAAGGAAACCAUCACCAUCUGCAGCAAGGUGCACACUCACCGCUUCUGCGGCGGCUGCAUCCGCAACUGGUACCCCUACCACACACCGGAGGAGAUCCACGCCAUCUGCCCCAAGUGCCUUGGCGUCUGCAACUGCAAGACGUGCCUGCGCACCUUCAUGCCCCCGCCCUUUAAGGCAGAAAGCUCCCCCGAGCAGAAGAGGGGCAUGGCGCGGUGGGUGCUGGCGUGGGUGAUGCCGCACGGGAGGGCCAUGCAGAAAGAACAGCAGCAGGAAGUGGAGGAGGAGGCAGCCAGACAAGCCAUCAACCCCUCCUCGUUGAAGGUGAAGCGCGCGGAGCUGCUCAAGGGCGAGAGAAUAUUCUGUUCGCACUGCCAGACGGGCAUAGCUGGCUUGCACCGCAGCUGCCCUGAAUGCGCCUACGACCUGUGCCUGCAAUGCUGCCGUGAGGCGCGCUCAGGGGCCCUCCCCGGUGGGCCUAAGGCGUUUAAGGGGAUGGUGGAGCAGGAGCGCGCACAGGAGAAAGAGGUGGGGGAUGGUGCACAGGGAGAGAAAGCAGAGGAGACAGAGGAGGCGGAGGGAAAGGGGAUAGGCAAGUCGAGGAAAAGCUCAGGAGGAAAGAGCAGCAGCAGGCGAUCUAAAAGGGGUGCUGGGAAGCGGGGGAAUAAUGGGGAGGUGGAUGAUAAGCAGGAAGAGAAGCAGACAGAGAACCAGGAAGAGAAGCAGACAGAGAAGCAGGAAGAGAAGCAGACAGAGAAGCAGCCAGAGAAGCAGACAGAGAAGCAGUCAGACGGCGGGGCGGAUGAGAAGGGCAGGGAGGGGGUGCCGAAGCAUCUAGUGGAGCGAUGGAAGGUGGAGGAGGACUGGCGGGUGCAGUGCCCUUCCAAGGACUGCAGCAGUGCGAGAGAGGCGCGCAGGCAGAGCGAGGGGCAAGGCGGGCAGGGGCCAUGGCUGGAGCUGCGGUCACUGCAUGCUGAUGGGUGGCUGACGCAGCUAAUGGCACAGGCAGAGGAGGCUCUAGGAACGGAUGGUGAGAGAAAGUCAGAGGAGAUUGGGGGGACAGGAAAAGGGAUGGUGAAGUCGAACGGGUGUAUGGAUGCUGCUGCUAUUGCUGAUGCCGCUGCUGCAGCACGGAAUGCGCAAGUGGCACUUGGGAACGUUCCCCUGGUUGCUGCUGAUCAGUUCCCGUGCUGCUCCCUGUGCCAGCAACGUGCAACGCAGGUGCUGCAGGAGAUGAGUGGUGGAGGAAGCAGCAGCGGUGGCAGUCAAGUUGCUGCUACAACCACACCAGGAGGAAGGACAGGGGAGCAAGACGCAGCAGCGGAGAAGGAAAGGGAGCUGUCGUCCUCCACCACCGUCCCUGCUGCCGCCACCACCGCCACUGUUGCCUCCACCACCGCCACCACCACCACCACAGCUGAACCUGCCGCUGUAGCAGCAGCAACAGCAGCCCCCUUGCCUGCCGUCCCUGCCUGUGACCUGCAGCACCUGCAACAACUGGCGGAGAGCCACAGGCUGCGUCUGGCCUCCACCCGAUCCCCCUCCUCCUGCUCCUCCUCCAACUUCCUCUUCUGCCCCACCGCCCAAGAUCUUGCCCCUCCUCCUCCUGCUGCUGCUUCUCCUGCUGCCGCGGGCAACCCUCCUCUCCCAACAGGGCACAACCCCCCCGCCGUGGCUCAUUUCCAGCAGCACUGGCAGCGUGGGGAGCCCGUAAUCGUGCGCCAUGUGAUGCCGCCCUCCAUGAAGGACGGGCUCAGCUGGGCGCCACUCGUCAUGUGGCGCGCGUUCCGAGAGACCAAGGAGGGGCGCAGUGUGCAGGAGAAGCUCACAGUGGUGGCCGUGGACUGCGAAGACUGCACUGAGGUAGAGCUAGGCACACACCAAUUCUUCGAGUGCUACAUGAACGGCGAGUCAAAGAGUGUCAAGGUACCGGACAUGCUCAAGGUGAAGGACUGGCCGCCCACUGCUGUGUUCCAGGAUCGGCUGCCUCGGCACGGCGCUGAGUUUCUCGGCGCGUUGCCGCUUCACGAGUACACGCAUCCUGAGAAGGGCCUGCUGAACCUGGCGACGGCAGUGCCGAAGGGUGACCCGAAGGCGGACAUGGGCCCCAAGGCUUAUAUCGCGUAUGGGGUGAGGGAGGAGCUGGUGCAGGGGGACUCGGUGACGAAGCUGCACUUUGACAUGGCUGACGCGGUGAAUAUUCUGACUCACUGCCACUACCGCCCGCCCAGCAAGCGUCUGCAGGGGCUGAUGCGGAAAAACGCGGAGGGAAAUGGGGCAGAGGCGGGCCAUGAGAAUGAUGUGGCGACUAAGAGUGAAAACGAGAAAAAGAAGGAAGGAGGCAAUGGGAAAGGGCGAGGAGGUGGAGGGGGCAGCGAGCAGCAGCAGCAAGCAGCAGGGAGCGGUGGUGGGCAGGUGCUGACAGCAGGGGGGGAGGAGGGAGCAGCACUGUGGGACAUCUUCCGGCGGGAGGACUCGGACAAGAUCCGUGCCUUCAUUGCUCGCCACCUCCACGAGUUCCGCCACCUGCACAACCAAGUCAUCCAGUCGAUGGACGAUGAGAUUCACGACCAGACAGUGUACCUCACUGCCCGGCACAAGGAGAUGCUCUAUAACGAGUAUGGUAUGUCCCAUGCCAUGCAUGCUCGCUCUGUCCCUUAUUACUGGCAUGCAGCCAGCCAUCCUCUCAGCGCAUUGAUCAGCAUCUCCUUUCCCGUGCCCCUUUACUUCUUCCCAUCCAUAUCGUCCAUACCUCUGCCCCCCGUACAUGCCAUGCCGUCUCCUGCUAUUUCAAAUAUGAAGGUAGCUGUGGACUUUGUUUCCCCCGAAGGCACCUCGCACUGCCUGGCGCUCACAGAGCACGUCCGCACCAUGCCCGUGCACCACCGCUCCAAGGAGGACCGCCUCGAGGUGAAGCGGAUGAUACUCCAUGCCGUGGAGCGAUCCCUCUCCAUCCUCAAACAACCUACCUAG